UCAUGACAUUCGUGGAAAAUUAUAUGGAGAAUUCAGCCAGGAUGCGACGGAGGUCAUGCUACAGAAAUUAUCAAAAAUAAAAACUGAUAAUAAUGAUUCUCUCAUAUAUGAAAUCGGUGAUGAUGGGAAACCAAUUGUUGAGGUGAUGACCCCAUUCAUGAAACGUGUGCAUCGAAAGAUCAAUCAUUCGUCAGAGAUUGUAUUUAUGGAUUCGACUGGUGGGUUUGAUUCUCUACAGCAUCGCGUGUUUAUUUUGAUGACGCAUUCGUAUAUGGGUGCCUUACCUCUAGGCCUUGUGAUUACUACUACCGAAAAAGCGGACUCCAUUGCCAAAGGACUACGAUUACUGUUGAAAUUAAUGUCUCCUGAUGAAGUAUUUUAUGGUAAAAAAACACCAGCAAUGAUCUUGACAGAUAAUUCAGCCGCUGAACGAUCCGCUCUGAGAUCUGUCUUCCCAGGAGCGAUUCUGCUAUUAUGUAUUUUUCAUAUACUCCAAGCGGUUUGGCGGUACUUAUGGAAAGCAGAAAACCAUGUUGAGAAAUCCGAUAAAAAUAAUUUAUUCAACAUGUUUAAGAAGUUAUUGUACUCCAAGACAGAAGCUGAUUUGAAUGCUCAGUAUAAAUUUAUUAUUGAUCACAAGGUAACUCAGAAAUACCCAAAAGUUCUGAACUAUUACAUGGAGUUAUGGGCUCAGAAAGCAGAUUGGGCGUUAUGUUUUCGAAAUACUUUACUGACUCGCCAGAAUAAUACCAACAACUACGCUGAAGCUACCAUGCGAGUUCUAAAGGACAAAAUAUUUCACCGAACACGUGCUUACAAUAUUAUUCAACUGAUCGACUUCCUUGUAACAAAAAUUGAUCCUUAUUAUGAAAGAAAAUUGUUGAAUUUUGCAGCUGGAAGAAAUAUUCAGACUCAUUUACAAGCUCGUUAUUCCUUGGAUGUUUUAAACAAGAAAGCAGAAAGUUUCGAAAUCCAUGGUAGUCAAGAUAAUGAUGCAGUGUUCAAAGUGAAAAAUUUGACAAAAAAUACUGAAUAUGUCGUAAAUCUUGAGUUGGAGAUGUGUACGUGCUUUGUUGGAAAUACUGGCGGCCCUUGUAAACAUCAAGCUGCAGUUUUGGUUGAAAAAAAAUCGAAUACUAUGAAUUUCUUUGUUGGAGAUGAAGAUCAACGGCGAUUUAUACACGAGCUUGCAACAGGGAAGACUGUUCCAUCAAACUUCUAUGCAAAGCUGUCUGACUUACCAUCAGAUAAUCAACAACAAGUUGAAGUUCUCCCAGUGGUUGGCGAAAAACGAAGUACAGAUACAGAAGAACAAAUGGAUAUUGAUUGCAGUGUUAGUACUACCUCCGCGCCAAUACUUGCAGUUCCCACAUUACGUGAUAUUACUAACAUCACUACUGCUACACCUUCAACUACAGCUACUGCAAUCAACAUUGAUGAUGAUGAUGAUGACGCCGAUGAUGAGCUUUUUAUGCCAACUUUCGAUGUACAAUUGAAGAAAUUUUGCAACACUUUAACUCAGUUCAGUAAAAGUGAAGAAGGCGCAACAGCAUGUAAGCAAUUUUUCAACAAUUUUUCGCAUUUGAAAACUUCAUCAUCAUUAUCGCAUGCCCUGUGCACCUUUGGCAAAGAUGGAAAAAUUAAGCCAAGAUUGCGAGGAUCGACUAUCAGUGUACAACCUACUUCGAAAUGUCGUCGAUUGCGAACACUAGGUGGAAAUGCUCCUAUCGUUAAAGGGAGGCCUCCGAAAAAAAUCGAGUUAAAGGAAAACGUCAAUUUUGCUACCCAAUCUCAACACGAUUAUUUACGUACUUCGAGAAAAAAAAAAGCACCCCACUGUUUGGCGUUUUGUGUGCAGGAGAACAUGGGGUUGCCGGCAACUUAAGUUUAUUGCAUUUUUUUGCUACGCUUUUAAACCUAAGUUUUAAGUUUAUAUUAUCCAAAUAUAGAAAACCAAACCAUUAUAUAUUUAGAUAUAAGGUUACCACGUAAUUAAUGUGUAAUUCGUACCAUUGUUAGCGAUGUUGAUUAUUAUGUUAUCCGAAUACAGAAAACCAUUAUAUAUUUAGAUAUAAGGUUACCAUGUAAUUAAUGUGUAAUGCAUACCAUUGUUAGCGAUGUUGAUUAUUGAAUAAA
This is a messenger RNA of Planococcus citri (citrus mealybug), 2136 nucleotides long. RefSeq lists its product as uncharacterized. The record is from RefSeq and is a predicted model, not a curated record. The transcript has a single exon. Gene Ontology annotation, molecular function: zinc ion binding. Bases 56 to 1885 code for a protein of 609 amino acids. Lineage: Eukaryota; Metazoa; Arthropoda; Insecta; Hemiptera; Pseudococcidae.